GAUGAUGGGUUUCGUUUUUUCGCCAUGGAUAAUCAUCAUUGACGAUUCUUUUUGUUUUUUAUUUUCGAACUAGAACGGCAAAAGCCUAUUUCCCACAAUUCUAUUUGGAGCUGGCAUACUGCUUUUUCUUAUUGUUUUUCAUUAACUAGAAGAAAGUAUUCUUCAAUCUGUUCUUAAAGUCAAGUGGGUCAUUUUCACUUUAACGCAUGCGAUUACGAGUUCUUCUGUGGAUGUUUGUGCUUUGUGUUUGAUCAGUAAGACUUUGAAACUUUACACUGUUUCGAAUCAUGGGUUUCUUGUUGUUCCUCGAAUUGUAGGUUCUGAAUUUUGAAGGUCAAACGUUUAGCCCAAAAUAUCCCAGUUUUCGAUCUCUCUCUCUCUCUCUCUCUCUCUUUUUCCUUGGGAAUUUGCUGGUUUCGUGGAAUCUAGUUCUGAUUCUUAACUCUGGAAUCUGAAUUCUCAUCCCUUUAGUGGUUGAUCGUUUUCAUCGGCUUCUCAGGUUGUGGAGAAUCAUGUUCCAUCUGAAACUGAAUUUUGUUAAGGUUGGUUGUAAUCCAGUAUGUUCGGUGUAAUGCAAUCAGUUGACGAGGACAGUAGGCAAAAAAAUUUGAAGCGUUCAAGGCCACUUUCAAACAACAUGACCGUCACAAACUCUAGUGUUGCUCAGAGUUUGGAUGACUCUUUCCUUUUCCCAGUUGAAGAGAUUGUACAAUAUCCAUUGCCAGGAUAUGUUGCGCCCACUUCAAUAACUUUCAGUCCGGAUGAUAGUUUUGUCACUUACUUAUUUAGUCCUGAUUGUUCUUUGAAUAAGAAGGUUUUUGCUUUCGAUAUCAAAACUCGCAAACAGGAGUUGAUUUUUAGUCCCCCUGAUGGUGGGCUGGAUGAGUGUAAUAUUUCUCCAGAAGAAAAAUUGAGGAGAGAAAGAUUGAGGGAACGCGGUUUAGGAGUAACUCGGUAUGAAUGGGUGAAAACAAGCACCAAAAGGAAAGCAAUUAUGGUGCCUCUGCCUGCUGGGAUUUAUAUUCAGGACUUUUUUGGCUCAACCUCAGAGCUUAAGCUUUCCAGUAAACCCACUUCACCAAUCAUGGAUGCACAUCUCUCACCAGAUGGUUCCAUGCUUGCAUUUGUUAAAGAUGGGGAGUUACAUGUAAUGAAUCUAUCAUAUAAUGAAGUGCGACAGUUGACUGUUGGUGCUAACACGAAGAUUUCGCAUGGACUUGCAGAAUAUAUAGCUGAGGAGGAAAUGGAUCGGAAAAAUGGGUACUGGUGGUCGCUAGACAGCAAGUAUAUUGCAUUUACACAAGUUGAUACUUCAAAGAUCCCUCCAUUUAGAAUCAUGCAUCAAGGUAAAAGCUCGGUUGGUUCCGAUGCACAGGAAGACCAUGCUUAUUCAUUUGCAGGAACUUCCAAUGCUGUAGUUCGUCUCGGUGUUGUCUCUGUUUCUGGAGGCCCGAUUACUUGGAUGGAUCUUCUCUGUGGAGAAACAGAUGAAGAGGAAUAUCUGGCCCGAGUCUGUUGGAUGCACGAAAAUAUUCUCAUUGCUCAGAUUCUGAAUAGGUUACAUACCAAGCUGAAAAUACUCAGGUUUGAUAUUAAGACGGGGGAGAGAAAAGUUUUGCUGGUAGAAGAAGAAGACUCAUGGAUUAACUUACAUGAUUGUUUCACACCACUUGACAAAAGUAUCAGCAAAUAUUCUGGGGGAUUUAUAUGGGCAAGUGAAAAAACUGGAUUUAGACAUCUUUAUCUGCAUGAUGGCCAUGGGACGUGCUUGGGGGCAAUCACUGAAGGCGACUGGAUGGUCGAACAAAUUGCUGGUGUAAACGAGGCAACUGGGCUAGUUUAUUUUACUGGAACUCUUGAUGGGCCUCUUGAAUCUCAUCUUUACUGUGCCAAACUAACUACUGCCGGGAACACACCCUUGGAUCCACCAAUUAGACUGACUAAUGGCAAGGGAAAACAUGUCGUUGUACUCGAUCAUCGCAUGGGAAGUUUUGUCGACAUUCAUGAUUCACUUGAUUCGCCCCCGAGGGUGUUGCUCUGUUCCUUGAAAGAUGGAAGUGUCAUUUUGCCCAUUUAUGAGCAAACACUUGCGAUUCCAAGGAUUGAAAGGCUUCAUCUUGAGCCUCCAGAGAUGGUUGAGGUACAGGCCUGUGAUGGGACAUUGCUUUAUGGAGCUUUAUACAAGCCUAGUGAGACGAUAUUUGGACCCCCGCCAUACAAAACUAUGAUCAUUGUGUAUGGUGGUCCAAGUGUACAACUAGUCUCUGAUUCAUGGAUCAAUACGGUCGACAUGAGAGCUCAGUAUCUGCGUAGCAGAGGAAUCUUAGUGUGGAAGUUAGACAACCGAGGAACCGCUCGACGCGGACUGAAGUUUGAAGCUGCUCUGAAAUACAAUAUCGGCUAUAUUGAUGCAGACGAUCAAUUGGUUGGAGCAAAAUGGCUGAUCAGACAGGGUCUAGCAAGAGCUGGAGAGAUUGGUUUAUAUGGAUGGAGCUAUGGUGGCUUUCUGUCAGCAAUGAGCUUAGCCCGGUAUCCAGAUAUCUUCCGAUGUGCAGUAUCAGGUGCCCCCGUCACUUCUUGGGAUGGCUACGACACUUUCUAUACAGAAAAGUACAUGGGAUUACCAACACGGGAUCCAGAAGUUUAUGAGCGAAGCUCAGUGAUUUAUCAUAUAGAGAAGAUGACUGGGAGUCUGCUGAUUGUUCAUGGGAUGAUUGAUGAGAACGUACACUUCAGGCAUACAGCAAGGCUUGUGAAUGCACUCAUAUCGGCUGGAAAGAAGUAUGAGCUACUGAUAUUCCCGGACGAACGACACAUGCCUCGACAGCAUCGAGAUCGGAUCUACAUGGAAGAGAGAAUCUGGGAAUUCAUUCAGAGGAACUUGUGAGGUAGGGUUGGUUAUUUUUGUUCAUAAUCUUUGUUAUUUAUUAGUGGUUUUGGAAUAAAUGAUGUUUAAUCCCAUGGAACCCCCACAGUUUCUUCCUUUGUCAAAUGUUUUAUAAUAGUUUAGUUUAUUUCUUA
Molecule: messenger RNA, 3021 nt
Organism: Cucumis melo (muskmelon)
Lineage: Eukaryota; Viridiplantae; Streptophyta; Magnoliopsida; Cucurbitales; Cucurbitaceae
Exons: 7
Coding region: 560-2887 (775 amino acids)
Biological process (GO): proteolysis
Molecular function (GO): serine-type peptidase activity; dipeptidyl-peptidase activity
Source: RefSeq, a predicted model, not a curated record